Mycena citricolor is the source of this 1221-nucleotide messenger RNA. The record is from the annotation of a GenBank genome assembly. NCBI's taxonomy places the organism in Eukaryota, Fungi, Basidiomycota, Agaricomycetes, Agaricales, Mycenaceae.
GGCGGCCCGGAAUCAUCAUACAUCAUUGAUGCGCUGUCUCUCUGUCAAACUUUAAUUAUUCACCGGAUCGGUUCUGAUCGGCUGGGUUGACAGCCUGGACUCCACCUUUACCCCACCUGAUCAAGGUUCUAUCACGAGACCCUCCGGAGACACUGACAUGCGAGAAACAUGCGCGGCCAACGCUUUCCCUCCCCCAAUCGAUCCCUUCCAUGAAAGUCAUUUAUUCCGCUUUCUGGGGCUCGUUUCUGCCCCUGCUUUCUCUGGCGAACGCGGAUUCUCUCCGACGCACUACACUCGCUAUCGAUCCUCUGAAAUCAUGCCGUGUGGAAGUGGCGUCCCGGAAAUACGAUCUGUGCUCCCUCCUCAGGGGAGGCGCUCGUCGCUGGUCCCUCGCAUGGGGAGAUGAGCGCACAGAAUACACCUUCGAUGCCGGUUCGGGCUCAGCUGGAGUUGAACUUGGCCAGCCCAGUGCUGUCCCGGAUGUACUGGAUCUGGUGGAGUUCCCAGCUUAUUUCACGUUGAAGAUCUCUGGGAAACGUCCGUACUGUGCGCGGAUCGGUUAUGAAUGCACAACUCGAGAUGUUGCACAGCAGCCUCGUUACUCUGGAGUGGACUCGGAAUGUGAUACGUUCAGCUGGCACACUCCUCACUCAUGCACGCCGCUGCAUGCGUUUGAAGAAGAUAGCGACGCACAACUUCCCCAGAAUUCGUCCGAACCCGAUAACCCAGACGACCACUCCGACGAUUUCCGAGGCCCUGAUCAACGACGCGUAUCCAGGAUCUCCCUUGUCCUCGCUUUCAUUGUCAUAUCCGCCGUGGUUGUCUUGUGCACUGUAAUAUCCUAUCGCGGGCAUGGGAUCUCUGUUUCUGUGAUUCAGAACCGAGUCAGUCCGCUCAUCGACCGCUUACGCGUCUUCGAAAUUCCUUCCAUCACAAUACCUCACUCCUUGCGCCGCACCGGCCAAGGAAAGCUCGUGCAAUGGGCCCACGAGGAUUUAGAGCUCGGGGAGGAUUUCAUGGUCAACGGAAGUUUCGAGCCCGAUGAUACAGUCGAGGACACUGGCGAUGAAUACAUCCCCCUGCGACCCAGCCCUAGAAAAGGCCAGAUGAAGAACUAUGGCUCUGCGCCUGCUUCCCCGUUUUGGUAGUUGGCUAUAAUAAAUAAAUAUAUGUACCCUGUAGAAACAAACAUCCAAAUGUAACAAGAUGUACCUGAAGAAA